Messenger RNA from Schistosoma margrebowiei, 750 nucleotides. The record is from the annotation of a GenBank genome assembly. Lineage: Eukaryota; Metazoa; Platyhelminthes; Trematoda; Strigeidida; Schistosomatidae.
UUGCUUUCUGUAUACCACGGAACGGUAAAAUUUCUCCUUGUUACUAGUUGUUUUACUUAACUAGGUCUUGGUUGAAUUAAAAACGGUCACUCAUUUAGCUUUGUCGGUAUUACUAAUGAUGGGGACUCCCUUUGUUGUGCAGUCAUUUUUUAUCGUAUGAAGAUAAGUCAUUGAGGAAAUUUUCGAAUAUUGAUAGUCGAUUUUAUGCAAAACUACUAUUGUUAACUUUUGUUUCUUUUAACAGGACUAUAUACAUGUAAUACUUCACAGAUGUGUGCUCUAUGUUACCUCACGAGAGUAGAAUCGUUCUCAGCCUGUCAUCGUCUUCAUUCACAACAUCUUAGUAAUGAAGAAAAUGUUGAACUGUUUCAAAAAUGUAAUAAUCCUAUGGGACAUGGUCAUAAUUACAAAUUAGAAGUCACAGUUUCAGGACCUAUCGACCAAAGAACCGGUAUGAUUAUGAACAUAAGUGACUUGAAAUCAGUUGUUCAAAAAAAUGUUCUCGACCUAUUAGACCAUAAAAAUAUAGAUGAAGAUGUUGAAUAUUUUAAAAACAAUAGUAUUGUAUCAACUACGGAAAACCUAGCAGUUUUCAUAUGGUCACAAUUAGUCAAUGCUAUCCCUAAUAAUUUACUUUACGAAGUCAAAAUAUGGGAAACUGAAAAGAAUAUCGUAACUUAUAGAGGUGAAAAAAUAAAUCACAAGUAAACUACACCUCUAAAAAAUUAUUAUAUUACUAAAUUAUUUAUG